Oppiella nova is the source of this 1140-nucleotide messenger RNA. NCBI's taxonomy places the organism in Eukaryota, Metazoa, Arthropoda, Arachnida, Sarcoptiformes, Oppiidae. The record is from the annotation of a GenBank genome assembly.
AUGUCUCAAAUAGUUAUCAAUGAUUUGGUGGAUGUGUUGACUGAAGACAACAAAAGACUGUUCAAUGAAUUGUCUCAUCAAAUGGACAUCACUUACAAGAAGUUGUUGUUUAAGACAGUCGUCAGCGGAAGCGAUAGAUAUCUGCAACAGAGGGUCAGUACAUCCCAAGAGAUAUCAACACAUCCUAUGAAUGAACACAAGAGUGGAUCCAAUGAUAAGACUAUGGGUGACACCAGUGAUGGCAAUGUCUUCGAGAAAUCAUUUGAAUGUUUAAAUAAAAUGAUCUCAAGAUUGGAUCAGAUAAUGGCGACAAUGGUUGACACUAUUACUGAUAAUAAAGUGAAGAUUGAAUGCAACGCUAGUCCGCAGCAAAUGGUCACCACUUAUGAGGGUUUGAAUGAAACCAAAGACAAACACACAUCACAUGAAACGGACACCAAAUCAGUGCUCAAAUCAAAUAAUGUGUCAAAUAAUAGGUAUAAAUGUGUGGCCGAAGACUGCGGUUACUUAUCCACUGACAAGACAUCUCUUGAGCAACACAUGGAAAUGGAUCACAAGAAUGAAUGCCUAUUCAAAUGCAAUCAUUACUCGUGCGAUGCGAUGGUUAGGACACCGGAAGCACUCAGGGAUCACAUCAAUGACAGGCAUUCACUCAAAGGGUUAAAGAGUUUUGAAUGCGAUUACAGUGGCUGUGGCCGAGUGUUUGACCGGAAGUACACUUUGGAGAAACACUGGUUCACACACUCUGUGGACAAACCACUGAAGUGUUCAGUCAAUGGAUGCCAUUAUCAGUGCAUACGAAAGCGUCAAAUGCAAUGUCACACGAAUGGACACAUCAGACACAACACAAUCAUACUACUGCAUUCGGGUCGAGUGUAUCCGUGCGAGUGGUCCGGCUGUAAAUAUAAGACAAAAAACAAGUGGGCACUGCGUAAGCACCGGGAGAUUCACAAUCCAGAACAACCUUAUGCGUGUGAGUGGGCGGGCUGUGAGUACCGGAGCAACAGCUACUUGAAUCUCUACGGCCAUAAGGCUACCCAUAAUCCUAUUGCCAAAUACGAGUGCUAUUGGCCUGAAUGUGGCAAACGGUUUAAAACGAAAAGUAAUUUAAACAAACAUUUGAAAACACAUUCCGGUUGA